GAAGCAAAAAAUUUAUUGCCAUAUCUUGGACCCAACAAAAUGCGAGAUUGUUUCUGCACUAUAAAUUUGGACCAGGAAGAAGUUUAUCGCACCCAGGUUGUUGAAAAGUCUUUAAGUCCAUAUUUCAGUGAAGAAUUUUAUUUUGAAAUUCCAAGAACUUUCCAGUAUUUGUCUUUUUAUGUUUAUGAUAAAAAUGUUUUACAAAGAGAUCUUCGUAUAGGAAAAGUAGCCAUCAAAAAAGAAGACUUGUGCAGUCAUAGUGGUAAAGAAACUUGGUUUUCACUGCAGCCUAUUGACUCAAAUUCAGAAGUUCAGGGAAAGGUUCACCUUGAGUUAAGACUGAAUGAGCUGAUAACAGAGAAUGGAACCGUGUGCCAGCAGCUUGUUGUACACAUCAAGGCCUGCCAUGGGUUGCCUCUCAUAAAUGGACAAAGCUGUGAUCCUUAUGCAACAGUUUCCCUCGUGGGCCCCUCUAGGAAUGACCAAAAGAAGACAAAAGUAAAGAAGAAAACAAGCAAUCCGCAGUUCAAUGAAGUCUUCUAUUUUGAGGUAACCAGAUCCAGCAGUUACACCAGGAAGUCCCAGUUCCAGGUGGAGGAGGAGGACAUUGAGAAGCUGGAGAUCAGGAUUGACUUGUGGAAUAAUGAAAACCUAGUCCAAGAUGUUUUCCUGGGGGAGAUUAAGGUUCCUGUCAAUGUGUUAAGAAGUGAUUCCUUUCAUCAAGCCUGGUACUUGCUACAGCCAAGAGACAAUGGAAACAAAUCAUCUAAAACCGAUGACCUGGGGUCUCUUCUGUUAACUCUCUGUUACACAGAAGACUGCGUGCUUCCAUCAGACUACUAUGGACCGUUGAAAGCUUUGCUGCUAAAAUCACCAGAUGUUCAGCCAGUAUCCGCCUCAGCUGCUUAUAUUUUGGGUGAAAUAUGUCAAGAUCAAAAGGAUGCUGUUUUGCCCCUUGUACGACUGUUGCUGCAUCACAAUAAACUUGUCCCUUUUAUCACUGCGGUGGCCGAGCUGGACUUGAAGGAUACUCCAGAUGCCAACGCAAUAUUUAGAGGAAACUCCCUGGCUACCCAGUGUCUGACUGAGAUGAUGAAGAUAGUGGGAGGGCACUACCUGAAAGUCACGCUGAAGCCUGUUCUAGAUGAGAUAUGUGAGUCCUCAAAAUCCUGUGAAAUAGAUCCUGUUAAGUUGAAAGAGGGAGAUAAUGUAGAGAAUAAUAAGGAGAAUCUGUACUACUAUGUGGACAAAGUAUUCAAUACGAUUGUAGGAUCAAGUGUGAGCUGCCCCACUGUGAUGUGUGAUAUUUUUUAUUCUCUGAGGCAAAUGGCUGCUAAGAAAUUUCCUAAUCACCCUCAUGUUCAGUACUCUGCAGUGAGCAGCUUUGUCUUCCUUCGUUUCUUUGCUGUAGCGAUACUCUCACCUCAUGCUUUUCAUUUGCGACCUCAUUAUCCAGAUACACAGACAGUUAGGACAUUAACUCUCAUCUCAAAAACCAUUCAGAUUAUUGGAAACUGGGGAUGUCAGUCCAGAAAAAAGUCACGGUUCAAAAAGUCAGUCAUGUGUGAAUUUCUCAAAAUGUUUCAAGAAGAAAGAUACUUUACAGACGUGAAAAAGUUCUUGGAUGAAAUUUCAUCUACGGAAACUAAAGAGUCCAGUGGUACGAGUGAGCCUGUGCACCUGAAAGAAGGUGAGAUGUAUAAGAGAGCUCAAGGAAGAACCCGUAUUGGAAAAAAGAACUUCAAGAAACGAUGGUUCUGCUUGACAAGCAGAGAGCUCACCUACCACAGACAGCAAGGCAAAGAUGCAAUUUACACUAUUCCAGUAAAAAAUAUUCUUGCUGUGGAAAAAUUGGAAGAAGGCUCUUUCAACAAGAAAAAUAUGUUCCAAGUGAUACAUACAGAGAAAACGCUGUACAUCCAAGCAAACAACUGUGUGGAAGCCAAUGAGUGGAUAGAUGUCCUGUGCAGGGUGAGCAGAUGCAACCACAACAGGCUUAGUUCUUUCCAUCCCUCAGCGUAUCUCAACGGAAACUGGCUCUGCUGCCAGGAGACGAGUGAAAGCACACCAGGCUGCAAGCCGUGCACCGCGUGAGUAACUCAGUGACCGCAUGCGGGUGUGGGUAUGAGAGCACGACGGACGCUAUGUAGAAGUAGCUGGACAGAGGCCUCACAGUGCUGAAAACAUUUCUAUAAACCGUGUCUAGAAAGGGUUGGGUGGUUGCCUAGUGGUAGAGUGUCU
Molecule: messenger RNA, 2241 nt
Organism: Mus caroli (Ryukyu mouse)
Lineage: Eukaryota; Metazoa; Chordata; Mammalia; Rodentia; Muridae
Source: RefSeq, a predicted model, not a curated record